Neogale vison (American mink) is the source of this 7730-nucleotide messenger RNA. It is a transcript of the gene SLC4A4, whose product is annotated as solute carrier family 4 member 4. Lineage: Eukaryota; Metazoa; Chordata; Mammalia; Carnivora; Mustelidae. Gene Ontology annotation, cellular component: basolateral plasma membrane; plasma membrane. The transcript has 24 exons. Gene Ontology annotation, biological process: transmembrane transport; regulation of intracellular pH; monoatomic anion transport. Gene Ontology annotation, molecular function: sodium:bicarbonate symporter activity; monoatomic anion transmembrane transporter activity; solute:inorganic anion antiporter activity. The record is from RefSeq and is a predicted model, not a curated record. Bases 120 to 3515 code for a protein of 1131 amino acids.
UGCCCUCUCAAGGUUAGAACUGAAGCUAUGUGGGACCGGCGUAUUCUCAAGCACCAGAUGAGAGGAGCUGCCUGAAGGAGUAGCAGACACAGGAGGAAGAGAGCCUCUGCCCUGUUAACAUGAACAGCAGCCUGCACGUUAACCUGCCCAGAAGCUGCGCUACUUCAGGUGGCUCGCUCCAGGAGAAGUCUGAGCAUUCUUUUUUUCUUUUUUAUUACUAUAGGAUGGAGGAUGAAGCUGUCCUGGACAGAGGGGCUUCCUUCCUUAAGCAUGUGUGUGAUGAAGAAGAAGUAGAAGGCCACCAUACCAUCUAUAUUGGGGUCCAUGUGCCGAAGAGCUACAGGAGAAGGAGACGCCACAAGAGAAAGACAGGGCACAAAGAGAAGAAGGAAAAAGAAAGAAUCUCUGAGAACUACUCUGAUAAGUCAGAUGUGGAAAAUGCUGAUGAGUCCAGCAGCAGCAUCCUGAAACCCCUCAUCUCCCCUGCGGCCGAGCGCAUCCGGUUCAUCCUGGGCGAGGAGGAUGACAGCCCGGCGCCCCCUCAGCUCUUCACCGAACUCGACGAGCUGCUGGCCGUGGACGGGCAGGAGAUGGAGUGGAAGGAGACGGCCAGGUGGAUUAAGUUUGAAGAAAAAGUGGAACAGGGCGGGGAAAGAUGGAGCAAGCCGCAUGUGGCCACAUUGUCCCUUCACAGCUUAUUCGAGCUGAGGACAUGUAUGGAGAAAGGAUCUAUCAUGCUUGACAGAGAGGCGUCUUCUCUCCCACAGUUGGUGGAGAUGAUUGUGGACCAUCAGAUUGAGACAGGCCUAUUGAAACCUGACCUUAAGGAUAAGGUGACCUACACUUUGCUCCGGAGGCACCGGCAUCAAACCAAGAAAUCUAACCUUCGAUCCCUGGCUGAUAUUGGGAAGACAGUCUCCAGUGCAAGUCGGAUGUUUACCAACCCUGAUAAUGGUAGCCCAGCCAUGACCCAUAGGAAUCUGACUUCCUCCAGUCUGAAUGACAUUUCUGAUAAACCGGAGAAGGACCAGCUGAAGAAUAAGUUCAUGAAAAAACUGCCACGUGAUGCAGAGGCCUCCAAUGUGCUUGUUGGGGAGGUUGACUUCUUGGAUACUCCUUUCAUUGCCUUUGUCCGGCUCCAGCAGGCGGUCAUGCUGGGCGCCCUGACUGAGGUCCCUGUGCCCACACGGUUCUUGUUCAUUCUCUUAGGUCCUAAGGGAAAAGCCAAGUCCUACCAUGAGAUUGGCAGAGCCAUCGCCACCUUGAUGUCUGAUGAGGUGUUCCAUGACAUUGCUUAUAAAGCAAAAGACAGGCAGGACCUGAUUGCUGGCAUCGACGAGUUCCUAGAUGAAGUCAUUGUCCUUCCUCCUGGAGAAUGGGAUCCAGCAAUCAGGAUAGAGCCUCCCAAGAGUCUUCCGUCAUCUGACAAAAGAAAGAAUAUGUACUCAGGUGGAGAGAAUGUUCAAAUGAAUGGGGACACACCCCAUGAUGGAGGCCACGGAGGAGGAGGAGGGGGACACGCGGAUUGUGAAGAAUUGCAGCGAACUGGACGGUUCUGUGGUGGACUAAUUAAGGACAUAAAGAGGAAAGCACCAUUUUUCGCCAGUGAUUUUUAUGAUGCUUUAAAUAUUCAGGCGCUUUCAGCAAUUCUCUUCAUUUAUCUGGCAACUGUAACUAAUGCUAUCACUUUUGGAGGACUGCUUGGGGAUGCCACUGACAACAUGCAGGGCGUGUUGGAGAGCUUCCUGGGCACGGCUGUCUCUGGAGCCAUCUUUUGCCUGUUCGCCGGUCAGCCCCUCACGAUUUUGAGCAGCACGGGGCCUGUUCUAGUUUUCGAGAGGCUUCUAUUUAAUUUCAGCAAGGACCAUAAUUUUGACUACCUGGAGUUUCGCCUUUGGAUUGGCCUGUGGUCAGCGUUCUUGUGUCUCAUUUUGGUAGCCACAGAUGCCAGCUUCUUGGUUCAGUACUUCACUCGCUUCACCGAAGAGGGCUUCUCUUCUCUGAUUAGCUUCAUUUUUAUCUACGAUGCUUUCAAGAAGAUGAUCAAGCUAGCGGACUACUACCCCAUCAACUCCAACUUCAAAGUGGGCUACAAUACUCAGUUUUCCUGUGCCUGUAUGCCUCCUGACCCAGUUAAUAUCUCAAUAUCUAAUGACACUACAUUGGCCCCAGAGGAUUUGCCAACUGUUUCUUCUACUGAUAUGUACCAUAAUGCUACCUUUGACUGGGCGUUUUUGUCAACGAAGAAGUGUUUGAAAUAUGGAGGAAAGCUCGUGGGGAACAACUGUGAUUUUGUUCCCGAUAUCACACUCAUGUCUUUCAUCCUCUUCUUGGGCACCUACACCUCUUCUAUGGCUCUGAAAAAAUUCAAAACUAGCCGUUAUUUUCCAACUACGGCAAGAAAACUGAUCAGUGACUUUGCCAUUAUCCUGUCCAUUCUCAUCUUUUGUGUAAUAGAUGCUCUGGUAGGUGUGGAUACUCCAAAACUAAUUGUGCCAAAUGAAUUCAAGCCAACAAGUCCAAACCGAGGUUGGUUUGUUCCACCAUUCGGAGGAAACCCCUGGUGGGUGUACCUUGCAGCUGCUAUUCCUGCUUUGUUGGUCACCAUUCUGAUUUUCAUGGACCAGCAAAUCACAGCUGUGAUCGUGAACAGGAAAGAACACAAACUCAAGAAAGGAGCUGGAUACCACCUGGAUCUCUUCUGGGUGGCCAUCCUCAUGGUGGUGUGCUCUUUCAUGGCUCUUCCAUGGUAUGUGGCUGCGACCGUCAUCUCCAUCGCUCACAUCGACAGUUUGAAGAUGGAGACAGAGACUUCUGCCCCUGGAGAACAACCAAAGUUUCUAGGUGUGAGGGAACAAAGAGUCACUGGAACCCUCGUGUUUAUUCUGACUGGUCUGUCAGUCUUUAUGGCUCCCAUCUUGAAGUUUAUUCCCAUGCCUGUUCUCUAUGGUGUGUUCCUGUAUAUGGGGGUAGCAUCACUUAAUGGUGUGCAGUUCAUGGAUCGUCUGAAGCUGCUGCUGAUGCCCCUAAAGCACCAGCCAGACUUUAUCUACCUGCGCCACGUCCCCCUGCGCAGAGUCCACCUGUUCACCUUCCUGCAGGUGCUGUGUCUAGCUCUGCUCUGGAUCCUCAAGUCCACCGUGGCUGCUAUCAUCUUUCCAGUCAUGAUCUUGGCACUUGUAGCUGUCAGAAAAGGCAUGGACUACCUCUUCUCCCAACAUGACCUCAGCUUCCUUGAUGAUGUCAUUCCAGAAAAGGACAAGAAAAAGAAGGAAGAUGAGAAGAAAAAGAAAAAGAAGAAGGGAAGUCUGGACAGUGACAAUGAUGAUGAGAAAGAUCACCAACAUUCCUUGAACGCCACACAUCAUGCUGAUAAAAUUCCUUUCCUUCAGUCACUCGGUAUGCCAAGUCCUCCUAGAACUCCAGUAAAAGUUGUGCCUCAAAUUAGGAUAGAACUUGAGCCUGAAGACAAUGAUUAUUUCUGGAGGAGCAAGGGAACAGAAACUACAUUGUAACCUGUUUGUCUUUCUUAAAACCGACAGUUUUUGUUGUUAAUGUUCUUGGGUUUUGUCUAGUUGUUUAUUUUUUAAUUUUUGUUUUGUUUUGGUUUUUGGUCAUUGGCCAAAUAAUAUAGCACUCACUCUGCUUCUCUCUUGCAUAGGUAAAAUCAAGACAAUAGUUCACCGUUCCUUAAAAACAUCUGAAGACUCCCCUUUUCUUUUCAUAUUUUCAGAUGUGUCCUCUGACAACCAGAUCCCUUUGUCACUCAAGACACGCACAGACCCUGUCCUUUCCCUUUAUUAAGCAGAGGGCAAAAGCAUUAAGGAUUUUGUAACACCUUUGAUUAAAAUAUUGAAGGAACUUCCAACUUUAGCUUUGGAGCUGUGCUUACUGGCUUGUGUGCCUGUCUGGUAGAAGAAACCCUGACCUCCAGGCAGAGUCCUUCCUUGCUUUUAGAGCUCUCCAGGACUGGAAAAAAAAAGUGCUGCUAUAUGCUAACUUGCUCUUGCUUGUCAGCCCUAAUCUUAGAGUUAUCAAAAGAAGAAAAACUCAAGGUACUUUACUCCCUGUAGAGAAACUAUUGCCAUCAUUGUAGCAAGUGCUGGAAUAUCCCUUUUUCCUAUGCAACUUUUUUUAACCCUUUAAUGAAUUUAUCUGUUGAGUACAUUGAAGAAUAUUUUCUUCGUAGAUUUUGUUGUUUAAAUUAUGGGGCCUAACCUGCAACUUAUUUUUUGUCAAUUUUUUAAACUUUUUUUUAAUUACUGUAAAAAAAUGAAUUUUUUCCUGCAGCAGGAAACAUAGUUUUGAGUAGUUCUACCUCUUAUUUGUAGCUGCCAGGCUUUCUGUAAAAAUUGUAUUGUAUAUAAUGUGAUUUUUACACACACAUACACACACAAAUACACAAUCUCUAAGGUAAGCCAGAGGGCUGGAUCAGAUUAAAAACACCAUGUUUCUUAGCAUCCAUUUUUCCCUUUCUUUAAAAGAAAUUUACUGUUCUAUGAAGAGAUUGGGGGAGAAGGGAGAAGCUCUUAUGUAAUGGGCAUAACUGACAUUUUGAUAAUAGUAAUAUCUGGGCAUAGAUGCUGAUUGUAUUACCAUGUCGAUGUCCUAUGCAGUAUUUUUAGACAUUGUUUUCAUUUUGAAAUAUUUGUGUGUUUGUGUACGUACUCUGUGUGUGGCUGGUGCACAUAUGUGCAAAGUUGGGGAGACAGAGUGAAGGUAGGGGAUGGGCAAAAUUAUCCAGCCUCUCGUGUCACUUUUCAUAAAACCCAAACCACAUGUGAAAAAUUCAUCAGAGGUCUAAGAGACUUACUAUUAUGCAAAUGAGGGUAAAUAUAAUUUUAUUGCUGGAUAACAUCAUUGAUCCAAGAGCUCAUAUUUAUAAUACAAAAUCCAUUGGAAUAUUAAUAGAUAAUUUACUUAUCUGUACAGUGUUUAUGGGACUGCAGACAGAUCUGCACACACACACACACACACACAUUUUAAAAUGCUUGCACAUGUUUUUAUGAUGGAAAGGCAAUUAUUCCUCAUGAAUAGGACAUUUAGAGUAUAUGUGUAUGUGUGUGUAUGUACAUGUAUUUCAAAGUAUCAUAUUGAAAAUUAGAAAAAAGAAAAUUAGGACUUUAUUAACCAAAUUUAGCAUGUAAUUUAAAUGUAAUAUUUUAAUAGACAUUAUGUAUUGUGAAUCUGCAUUAAGAAUAACAGUUUAAACAUUAAAUUCAUAAUUUUGGACUCAUAUAAUCAUAUUUGUGAUCCAUCUAAAUUAAAUAUAUAUAACUAAAACAGAUUGUUGGAGGAGUACCAGAAGCAGGAUGAAACCAUGUAUUUUGGUUUCGUAAUAUGCACAUAGUGACUCCCAUUCACUCUCAUAUUAAUUAAAUUAUAAUUCUGUCCCCUUAAAAUUUUGAUUAUAAAACUUUAGUACCCUGAAUUGUUGCUUACUUUUAUAGUAUCUGAUAAUCUUAAAACUUUAUCCAAAUUAGACAUAAAUGACCUGUAAUUUUUUCAUUAAAAUGGAAACAGCAAAUUACAUGUUAUUUGUUAAAACCUUACAUGCCAAGUUCUGGCAUCAGAUUUGUAUUUAGAGCUAUUCUUUAAAUGAUUAUAUCAUAUAGUUUUUUCAUUACUGCAGUAUAAAAUUUUAAGAAGCUUUUCCUUUUUCUUUACCAAGGGAAGCAUCAAUAUAAUGUCUAAGAGCCAUGCAUAAGUUUAGCCUGACCUAUGAUCUCGUUAAAUUAAAGACACUUUUGUUCACAUUUAUAAAGGCCCUGGAUGUAAUACUUUAUUUUUCUGAUCAUGAAUCAAGUAUUUGAGGAUUUCUGCCUCUCUCCAUCUCUUUCAAAGAACUCCUGAAGCAACUUAACUCAAUAUUUAAGCCUUUGAGUAGAUCUAAAGGCUAUCUGCACCUCCACUUAUGAUCUAUAUUCUGUGACCAAAGGUUGAAAUUCAUGAUAUGAAUGCAGAACAGUACCUUCCAUUUGCUCAAAGUAGCCGUUAAUAGCAAACCCUUUCAAUAUUUUGGAACCCAGAGAAGCUUUUAAAAAAUCAUUACUUUCAGAGGAGUAGGAGUAGUUACCAAAUAAGCACGCAAAACCCACAGUCCAUCCAGAGCCAUCAGAUCAUCUGUAUUUUAACUGAAUUUACUCAUUUUCUGAGAACUAACCAGACUGUGGGAUGGUUUUAUUUCUAUGUAAACUGCACACACAGAAUAUAGUACAAUGAGGAAUUUCUUUUCCUGAUGUGAAUAUGGAGACAUGAAAUACUUGAGUUGUUAGGAGUACAAGACUAAGGGUACACUCCCAGGAUAUCAAGCAGAAGUCCUGUGAUUGUACAGACUUACUGUUGAAGAGAUCACUGGGCCAAGAGUUGGCCUUAUCAAAGGACAUAAAGGCCUCUGGUUUUGCAUUUGAAAGAAAAAUCUCUUGGAGACACUGUUUUCCUUGAUAAAGAUCACUCUUUUCUACUGUGUAAGACAGGGGCCUGGAAUCUGAACUAUUUUCUGUGCCAUAGGCUGUAGUGUUCCUGCCUCUUCUUCCAGUUAAGCAGUGGAGUGGGGGUGGGAGAUGGAGGCUUCAAGAUGUACAAAAAUAAAAAACAAAACCCUCUCUGAUCAGACCCCUACCACAGAAAAUGGGGGGUAGGAUGAAGUAAUUAUCUGCUCUUAGUAAUUCAGUUUGGGUACAUGUUAUGCACAUGCACCAACACACACAGAGUCAAUCUUUUAUCAGCUAUAUAUUGCUGUUCAAUACAGAGAACGAUUGUCUUCCGAGUUUUUUUUUUUUUUUUAACUGUGUUAAAGUACUUGAAAUGUAUUGACUGCUGACUAUCCUUUAAAAACAAAAUGAAACCAUUUGAGCUGUAUUACAGAGGUUGACAUUGUUCAGGGAUGGGACAAAGCUUUCUUCAAUUCUUUUCCUACCACUUAAUGAUUUUGGUGCAGGAACUUGAGAUUUUCUUAUUUAUUCCAUGAUAAUUUCACAUCUACUCUUCACAGCAUGAACAUAAAGCCCAGUGGCACCAAACGGCUGAAUACAAUCAAAUGAUACUUUAUAACACUUGGCUGACCAAUGGGCCUUGGGAGUUUUCAGACAAUGAUUUCAUUGAGUUUCAUUGCAGCUUGAAAUAAAAAAGUUUUAUGAUAUACACCAACCAGUCAAGUUGUGUUUUGACCGGAAAUUUGGAUAUGACCUAUUUCUUAGCUCAUUUCUCUGUGCUCUAUGGGUACAUAAAAAAAUCCUGAAUUCUGUUUCCCAGGCAGAUAAUUGCAACUCAGGGCUAAAGUCAUCCAGUGAAACUUUUAGAGCCAGAAGUUAACUUUGUCCCAGUCCUACAAUGUGAAAAGAGUGAAUAGUUGCCUCUUUUUAGCCAUUUUCAUGGCUGGUACAUAUCUGUACACCUUACUUUUCAGAAUCAAUACGCACUUUCAGAUAUUCUUAUUUUUAUUCUCUUAAGUCUUUAUUAACUUUGGAGAAAUGAUGCAUCUUUUUAUUUUAAAUGAAGUAGAUCAACAUGGUGGAACAAAAUGAUAAAGAACAGAAAACAUUUCAAUAUAUUACUAAUGAUUUUUUUCCAAUAUAAAACCUAAAUUCCUAUAACAUUAUAGUAUUUUACAGUUUUAUGAAGCUUUCUAUUGUGACUUUUAUGGAAUUAAGAGAUGAAGAAGAUGAGAUAUUUUAGCAUUUAUAUUUUUCAAAAUUAAAUGUAUACUUAAAAUAAAGUAACUUUAUGCA